AUGCCGGCGAUUUACAACUUCAAAAAGAUUACAGCCGUUCCAUCCGCUGCAGAUUUAAAGGAGAUUGUUCUUUCCAAAACACAAAGAAAAACACCGACCGUGAUUCGCCGUCACUUUGCAAUUAGCCGGAUCCGAUCAUUUUAUACACGGAAGAUUAAAUUUUUGCAGCAGGUUUUACACGAUAAAUUGACUCAGAUUAUUGAUGAAUUUCCAAAAAUGGAGGAGGUUCAUCCAUUUUAUGCCGAUCUUAUGAACAUUUUAUACGAUAAGGACCACUACAAGAUUGCUUUAGGACAAAUGAACAUGGCUCGUCAUUUGAUCGAUGGUAUUGCACGAGAAUAUGUUCGUCUAAUGAAAUAUGGCGACUCGUUAUAUCGUUGUAAAAUGUUAAAGCGUGCAGCACUUGGACGAAUGGUAAAGCUAUUAAAAAGGCAGAAAUCAAGUUUUGAUUAUUUGGAACAGGUGCGACAACAUCUUUCUCGUUUGCCAACAAUUGAUCCAAACACAAGGACAUUAAUAUUGUGUGGUUUUCCAAAUGUCGGUAAAUCGUCAUUGAUGAAUUUGUUAACACGUGCUGACGUUGAAGUACAGCCUUAUGCAUUUACCACUAAAGCUCUUUAUGUCGGACAUCUUGAUUAUAAAUAUCUUCGUUGGCAGGUUAUUGAUACACCUGGUAUUUUGGACCAAUCUUUGGAAGAACGUAAUACAAUUGAGAUGCAAGCAAUCACUGCACUUGCACAUUUGCGUGCUGCAAUUUUGUUCAUCAUGGAUAUAAGUGAAACAUGUGAUCAUACAAUUGAAGAACAGGUAGCAUUAUUUGAAAGUAUUCGUCCAUUAUUUGUGAAUAAACCAGUAUUGAUUGGAUUAAAUAAGGUGGAUAUUGUAAGGCGAGAUGAACUAAAGCAGGAGAAAAUGGAACAGCUGAAAAGAUUAGAGGACGAUUCUACAUCUAUGUUUGAACUUAGCACAGUAACACAAAAGGGAGUCAUGGAUUUCAGAAAUACAGCAUGCAAUCAUCUUUUGACACAACGUGUUGAAAGUAAACUGCAGUCGAGGAAGUUAGCAAUUGAAGAUGGUGUGUUAAGCCGUGUUUUUGUUGCUUACCCUAUUCCGAGGGAUGACAAAGUACGUGCACCACAUAUACCGGAAGCAGUUGUGACGAAAAAAUUUUUUGGCAGUAAUAAUCCUAAUGAGGAGAAAUUUAGGAAAAUACGAAAAUUAGAACGCCAGAUUGAACUGGAAAUGCAGGACGAAUACAUACUUGAUUUAAAAAAGCAUUAUUUACUAAAGAAUGAUGAAGAAAAAUACGAUGUUGUGCCCGAAAUAUGGGAAGGACAUAAUAUCUCCGAUUUUAUUGCAUCAGAUGUUAGAGAUAUGUUAAAGUCAAUCAGGAAAGAGGAAGAAGCAAAAAUUCAAGCUGGGUACUAUGAUGAUGGUUUGGUCUUGGAUGAUGAUGAAACGAAGAAAUUGUUUGAAAAUGCCGGAAAAAUUAUGGAGAAAGAGAGUCGGCUAAAAAUGAUUUCACAAGCCAAAAAAAGUAUCACGAAGCCACGUUUAAGUCGUUCUGUUGCAAGAAAACGGGAUAGAACUAUGGCAUGUUUAGAAGAACAAUUUCGUGAACUUGGUGCUAACAUUGAUCCAUCGCAGUUGAAAAAUUUGGCUAAGGAACAGCUAAAAGAACCUACUAUCAAAAAAAUACGGGUGGGAAAGAGUCCAGGCUUGGUUGCUAGUCGACCACCAAGUCGUGAUAUCCGGGGUAUAAAGAAUGAUGAAGUACGAGAGAUAACGAAGAAAGUUGGACGAAAGAAACAGAGGAAUUUACAAUACGAAGCAAGGAAAGGUGAAGCUGACAGGCAUAUCUUUGUCAAGCGUCCGAAGCAUUUGUUUUCUGGCAAGCGUGGACUUGGGAAAACAGAUAGACGGUAA
Brugia malayi is the source of this 1926-nucleotide messenger RNA. RefSeq lists its product as uncharacterized. The transcript has 13 exons. Gene Ontology annotation, biological process: ribosomal large subunit biogenesis. Gene Ontology annotation, cellular component: nucleolus. Gene Ontology annotation, molecular function: GTP binding; RNA binding; GTPase activity. Lineage: Eukaryota; Metazoa; Nematoda; Chromadorea; Rhabditida; Onchocercidae. The record is from RefSeq and is a predicted model, not a curated record. Bases 1 to 1926 code for a protein of 641 amino acids.